Messenger RNA from Cercopithifilaria johnstoni, 1815 nucleotides. The record is from the annotation of a GenBank genome assembly. Lineage: Eukaryota; Metazoa; Nematoda; Chromadorea; Rhabditida; Onchocercidae.
AUGAUCAUGCUACCAUUGCUAUUACCCCUAUCACUUGUUACUACCAGUUCUGCUAUGAAUGCGGUUAUCGUCGAUUUAGUGAAAUUUUCAAUUUUUACAUUUCUAAUAUUAAUUAAUAUUAGUGAACUUCGCUGUACUGUAAUAUUUCCAAGUCUUAAUACAACACAAUUACGGCAAAGUUUCCGGAUCUUAAACAAGACCAAUCGAAUGUCACAGUUUCAUAGGAAGCUAAAUAGCGUUUUUACAAGACAGAAAUUUGUUAAUGAUGCUAAUACAGCCGGCUUAUGCUCAUUGAGAAAUUGUCAACGAAACGAUUUGAUUAUGCAAAAAAAUCGUGAACUGUUGAAAAUUAAACAAGAGAAUUCUGUAAGUAAUAAAUUGUCAAAUGAUUCGAUUCAGUUGCCAAUGCGAAAAGUGGAAAUUGGAAAGAACAAGCAACUACCUAUGCAACUUUCAUCAUUGGUUCGAAGUGCUGCUGAUAUGUUAAAUUUAUUCCGAAGAAUUGCAAUCCAAGAACAGAAUGCUCAAUAUAUGAAACAAAUUAUUCGACGAAAACAACCAAUGCAACCGAUAUCAGUAGGAACACAUGAAUUUCAAAUGGGAAGAAAAUCAUUGAUAGCAUCUAAUUUCGAUAAUAUCCCGGGUGUUACACACAAACGCAACCUUCGAAGUAAGACAACAGCGGAAGAUACGACAUGGGCAGAUUUAUUAUUUGGUCCACGUGGUGUGCUAACAGCUGUUUUUCAUAUCCUUGAUGAUCGACGUAAAAUUACGGGAAAAAUAAGAGAUAAAAUUGGGAUUAGCAAAAAUGAUAAUGAUGACAGUCAGACGACUAACGUUUAUCAUGAAUUAGAUUUAUCAUUACUACCUGAUUUCUUGAUAGACGCAAAACCAAUUGAUUUUGCAAAAAUUUUUGAAGCAUUUUUAACUGGUUCAAAGGGAAAUUUCGAUGAACGUAUUUUUAAUUUACCGGAAAUAUUGGGAAUUUGUAAUCGGCUUAGUUGUGGAGAUAUUUAUAAAGCUAUUGAUGAAUUUCGGAAAAGUGAACUUUUCAUUAAUUUUCAGACGGCACUGCAACUAAUACAAGAUCCGAAAGGAUGGGAGAUUCUCGGUGAUCUCAUUUCAAAUCCUGAUCUGAUCGCUCAAAUCAUCAGUGGUGUAGGAGGUGAUCGUGGUAACAUGAAGAAUUUAGUUGGACAUAUUACUCGUGCAGGAAAAUCAUCGAAAAACAGUGGUAAAGAAAUUGGUCCGGAAGACGGCGAUAUUGGUAUCGAUUUCAGUAAGAUGAUUGAAAAUGGCCGUGGUGGUGAAUUUAGAAAGCCAAAAAAACCAACUUCCGAAGAACUACCCGAAAUUGCUGAGAACAUUGAUGGAAUCGACUAUUACAACGCCGUUGAAAGUGGCACAGAUAUUGGCGGUAUUGAAACGAUUGCUAAACCGGACGUCGUUGCAACAACGGAAACAACUACGAUAUCAUCUUUAACACAGACUAGAGCACCACAUGAAAUACCGGAUCUGGAUCUAAUAUUGCCUCAAAUUUCUGAAAAAAUUGAUCAAAUCGGGCAGACUAGAAUAAUAAUCGAUGUUACCACACCGAUUCCAGCAAAAAUUUUAGGCCGACAAACUGUUCCCACUCUUCGAAGAUUACGAGGUCCUUAUAUUACAGUAACUUACAAACCUGUUACGGUAAAAAGAGCAAGUGUUCAUAAACAAGCUAUUACCUCUACUGUCCCAGUAAUAAUAAGAUCAACAACCAGGAAUUUCCGAGAAGACAGUGAUUAUUAUGCCAUGUAUUAUGACGAUGUAAGAGGUUAA